Drosophila albomicans is the source of this 526-nucleotide messenger RNA. RefSeq lists its product as uncharacterized. The transcript is spliced from 2 exons. The record is from RefSeq and is a predicted model, not a curated record. Bases 134 to 319 code for a protein of 61 amino acids. Lineage: Eukaryota; Metazoa; Arthropoda; Insecta; Diptera; Drosophilidae.
GGUCAACAUUGGGUAAGCUAUGCUGCAGGGUUCAGCUUCCGUCUAACAAAUGUUAUCAGUGUCACAAAUUGUUGAAGCUUUUAGUACAGCUUAGAACUUGGACACCAGCAGAUGUGUCUUUGUAUUUCUAAGAAUGUCGCUGCUGCUUAUUUUUAUAUUGGUUACAACAUUAUCUGCUCUAGCCUACAUUGGUUAUGUUCUGCACAAGAAAGGAAUUAAUCCAAAGGAAAUACGUGUGAACAGCAUACAGGGAGCAAAGCAGCUGCUAACAUUGCCCUCAAAUGCUGGACCUCAACGUUAUUUGGCCAAAAAUGCUUGAUUCUUUACACAAUAAUACAAAUUUGUCUCAGCAACACCUGAGGAAUUGAGGAAAGUACUCACGUUUAGCCGGCGUGCUUGUCGCGCCAAGCGAUGUGUUGCCACCAAAGAAGGACAUGACUGUUAAGAUCCUAGACUGUCGAAGCAAAUGACACCUUUUCUUCCUUACGGCUUAUUAAAAGUUGUUUACGUAUUUUUAUAAUAAAAA